Molecule: messenger RNA, 1253 nt
Organism: Ipomoea nil (Japanese morning glory)
Lineage: Eukaryota; Viridiplantae; Streptophyta; Magnoliopsida; Solanales; Convolvulaceae
Product: late blight resistance protein R1-A-like
Exons: 2
Coding region: 39-992 (317 amino acids)
Biological process (GO): protein folding
Molecular function (GO): alpha-tubulin binding
Source: RefSeq, a predicted model, not a curated record
GAGUAUUGGAUUUAUCAUUGGUUAAAUGGUCACGAGGAAUGCCUCGUGAAAUAACAGACUUGGUUCAUUUGAGAUACUUGGCUUUAAGUACCAUUAGUUCUCUUUAUGAGUUUCGAUUUUUCAAGCUUAAGAAAUUGGUAACCUUCAUAGUUACUUCAUGGAUGGAAAAAUGUCCAUUGCAACUGCCAUGUGAUAUUUUGGAUUUGCCACAAUUGAGGCAUUUGCAUGUUGACAAGAGAUGUUCACAGUAUCUCCCUUGCUUAGUCAAAAAAGAUCUACAAACUCUUUAUUGGUUGAAAGUUGCUAUCUCUGAUGCAAAUCCAAACUUCGAAAUGGUUCCAAACCUAAGGGAACUUGGGAUUUUCAUUGAAGGCCAAUUGGCGCCUAGCUAUCUAGGGAGCCUUGUGUAUUUACAUCGACUUGAGAAGUUGAAGUUUGAAGUAGGAAGAGUUGAGCAUUUUUAUCUACCAACAGGUUUUCCACCAAACCUUAAGAAGUUGACACUUCGUUAUACUUAUCUUCCAUGGAAGGAGAUGGACACAAUUGGCAAGUUGCCGCACCUUGAGGUGCUUAAACUAAAAGAUUUCGCCUUUUGUGGCCCAACGUGGGAACCAUCGAAACAGGGCUUUCGGAAAUUAAAGGCACUUCUUAUUUCAUGUUCAAAUCUCAAACAUUGGAAUGCAAGUUCUAAUCAUUUCCCAGUUUUGGAGCGCCUCGUUUUAAGAUAUUGUUGGGAAUUGAAACAAGUUCCAAUUAAGUUUGCAAAAAUUGGAACAUUGAAUUUAAUUGUUUUAGAAUGUUGUUAUUCUUCUCUUGUGUCUUCUGCAAUGCUGAUUUCUUCUGCAAAAAGUGGAACAUUAAUGGGAAAGGCUCCACUUCUUGUUCGUAAAGUUGGAACUAAGGUUGAAUUGCCUAUUAUUGAAAGUUCUGAAGAAGAAAUGAUGAAAGCUGAUAAGAGUGUGCUAAAAAAUCUGAAGAAGUUAUUCUGGUGAAUGCAUUGAAGAAGAAAGAGCCCGAGGAAAGGUUAUUCUGAUGUGUUAUUGCAAUUGAAUUUGAACUUCACUUUGUGUUUCAGCUUGUAAGUUUAUUGCUAAUGUUGAUAAAUUUAGGGACUAAUUGUCCAGUCUAAUCCAGAUUGGUGGGAUGGUGAUCUCUCUUUGGUUGGGAGAAAACAAACAGAAAGUAUUAUUUUUGGUUUCCAUUUGAUCUAAACAAUUUCAGCUGUGUGUGUUAUGAUGUUUUUUCUACUCCAA